GGGGGACAUAACGGCCCCGGCUUCAAGAGAAAUGGAGCUCGGAGACAAAUGUGAUGUGUAUUUUGUCCUCAGUCUUAUCACAGCAAGCGAUGUCUCUGCGCCUCUGCAGCGAGCGCAUGCGGGCACUUGCGUGCGUCAGGGAGGAUGAGUAUUUUGCUUUUACGCACUACAGGGAUUUCUUUACAGCGGGUAAUACAACGAUACUGCGGGUGCGGGAAUAUGCUCUCUCUCGCACAUGGUUACCUGUGUGGUAAUUAACUGAAACGGUGAAAAAUGGAUGGUUUCUUGGGAAAACAACAGGAAUCUGCUGGGAAUGAAGCUGAGAGCGAGCAAGGGGAGGACAGGUCCGCGGCACGCCACCAGACUCACCUGGACACGUGCCCCGUUUGCCACCUUAACUUUCACAGUCGAGAGCCACAACUUCUGCCUUGUCUGCACUCCUUUUGUAAGAAAUGCUUGCCUCCAUCCUCAAGGAACCUGGCCACGACACAGCAGUCCAGCUCGGGGCUGGAGAGCGCGACCAGAACACUCAAUGUGAUCCGCUGCCCGGUGUGCAGACAGGAGUGUAUGGCGGUGGAUGUGAUGGAUAAUGUCUUUGCAAAGGACUCAGCUGAGGCUCCCAGCAGCAGCGUGGAGAGAACAGUCCAGAUUUGUAUGACUUGUGACGACAACGCAGAAGCUGCUGGGUUUUGUGUUGACUGUGCUGAGUACCUGUGUGCCAUCUGCGUGGAGGCCCACCGAAGAGUCAAAUUCACCAAAGACCACAUCAUUAGACAGAUUACAGAGGUCCACGGUGUUUCUGCGCAGACGUCAAUGUUGUGCAACAUCCACAGACAGGAGCCCCUGAAACUCUUCUGUGAGACCUGUGACCUUCUUACAUGUCGCGACUGCCAGCUCAGCGAGCACAAAGACCACAACUACCAAUUCAUUGAGGAUGCUUUCAACAACCACAAACAGCACAUGGAGACCAUGACGCAUCAGCUGCAGGAGAAAAAGAAACAGAUUGAAGACGUAUCAAACUCCAUUAAUAAUGAACUUCUCCUGGUUGAGAAGAACUGCUCAUCUGUUCAUAAUGAAAUUGAGAAGUCCAUCUGCAGUGCAAUUCUUGAGAUAAAGAAGAAUGGGAAAGUCCUGUUUAAUCAGCUCGAGACUGUAGCAAAGGAUCACGAGAGAGUCUUGAGAAAACAGCAGGAGGACACUGGAUAUCUAUCCAGACACCUGGAUUAUGUUAUCAGCUUCAUCAAGUGGGCGGCUGCCAGGGACGGAGGCAUGGCGCUGCUACACUGUAAACGUUUGAUUUUUUUUCAGAUUAAAAACCUCCUGCAAGCCAAGCCAAAAAUUAUGGUACAAAGUGCCGUACGCUUCCAGUGUCGAGGCUCGUACUGGGCCUCGGAUGUCGAUCUGGGCUCGUUAGUGGUGGAGAGUGUACCAGGCCACCGGCUGGGGGGGUUUCCAGGUAUGCCUCCUCAGCUCAGUAUCCCAGGUCAGGACUCCUCAGAGUCACGCUGCAGCUUUGUCCUGGAAGCUCCUCGUAACACCCUGGCUCAGCUCCAGAUGCAGGUGGACAGCCUAAACUCCCAGACUCACCGGCAGCCCCAGUCACCCCCUCCACCGUGGACGUGGUAUCAGAGUGUCCCACUGCAGCCAACGGUCCCAGGAGCCCGGCAGGGACCCUUUUCCUGUCACAGGUCCAUGGUGCCUCCAUCCAGUCAUGUCAGCUCAACCAGCAGCUUACCCAACCCAGGAUUGUAUCCUCAACAUCUCGUGAAAAGGGUGGCCAGCAGUUUCAGCCAACAAACCACAUCUUCAGACGUAUCUUCCUCCUCGUCUUUGUGCACCCCCUUUCUGCCCGUGAGUCGUGGUGUCGGAUUGCCUCAGGCACUGCAGAUGAAUGAGUUCACAUGCAUGAACAAGAAGAAUAGUUCAGAUGAUUCAGUAUGCACGGUGAGACCAAUCUAUCCUCUGGGCCACCAGCCUUCUCCACCAAGUCGAAGAGUGCAAGCACGGCAGAAUCCACCGGAAUAUGCUUUUGUACCCAGGGAGGAAAAACCGGGGACGUCUUCCUGGAAUUCUUCCGAAAUGCAUCAUGAUAGCGGAACAGUGAGGUCUGUGGUCAAGAAGAGGCGGAGGUCAUCUCCAGAACCCAUCCUUGUCAUAAAAGACGAGCCAGUUGAUGGCAGAAGUUAUAUAAGUGAACAGUAAAUCAUAUUUAUACUGUAGUUCAAUCAGCCCUCCACACAUACAGUUCAUCCCCAUGCCAAAUGUAGAUAUGUUUUUUCUUUUAGCAAUAGGUUUCUUAGCUCCAAUCCAACCUGUUAACAAAAAACUGAAAGUGUUAAAAAUCCUAGUCAGAUAUUUGUACAGUAUUUGCAAAACAUUUUUUGUAACUUUUUAAAAUAGAUAAUAAAGAAAUAAAUGUGAUUGGUCAUUGGUCAUCAAUAUGGUAUAAUAAGUCAUGGAAAAUUAAUAAGAAGUCUAUCAUGUGGGAAAAUUGGGUGAGAGCAGGAGUAAUGCUAAUGGAAGACCUGUUCGAUGGGAAACUCCCUUUGAACAGCUGGUGUCGAAAUAUGACAUACCU
Cololabis saira (Pacific saury) is the source of this 2578-nucleotide messenger RNA. Its product is annotated as transcription intermediary factor 1-alpha-like. The transcript has 13 exons. Bases 274 to 2202 code for a protein of 642 amino acids. NCBI's taxonomy places the organism in Eukaryota, Metazoa, Chordata, Actinopteri, Beloniformes, Belonidae. The record is from RefSeq and is a predicted model, not a curated record. Gene Ontology annotation, molecular function: zinc ion binding.